AUGUCCCCUUACCGUCUGGUAUUCGGGAAAAUGUGUCAUUUACCUGUGGGAAUCGAGCAUCAAGCCUUCUGGGCUAUCAAAGAUAUGAAUCUGAAUGCUGAGGCCUGUGCUGAAGAAAGGAAAUUGCAGCUGCAAGAGCUUGAAGAGCUCCACCUUGACGCGUACGACUCUGCAAUGUGGUCAAGGUGGAUAGGCCCAUAUACCAUCAUCGCCAUACGAGCAAAUGGAGCAAUCGAACUCCAAGGAAGUGUUCAUGAUUCAUCUUUUUUUUUGGUGAAUGGGCAUAGAGUGAAGCCUUACAGAGAUGGAACUGAGGUGUGCGUGGUGGACGACAUUCCACUGCUCAUGUCUAACUCUCUCCAGUGA
Salvia splendens (bonfire salvia) is the source of this 366-nucleotide messenger RNA. RefSeq lists its product as uncharacterized. The transcript has 2 exons. Lineage: Eukaryota; Viridiplantae; Streptophyta; Magnoliopsida; Lamiales; Lamiaceae. The record is from RefSeq and is a predicted model, not a curated record. The coding region runs from base 1 to 366 and encodes 121 amino acids.